This is a messenger RNA of Paramecium sonneborni, 754 nucleotides long. The record is from the annotation of a GenBank genome assembly. NCBI's taxonomy places the organism in Eukaryota, Ciliophora, Oligohymenophorea, Peniculida, Parameciidae.
AUGAAAUCCAAUUAAUUUGAAAGAUUCAAGACUGAAUUAAAUGAGAAUAAUAAUAGUAAUCAGAUUGCAUCUAAGAGAGAUUUUCUAAACUCGAAUUCAAAAUCUACUGGGAGAAGUAUAAUAUGAAUUAUUAUAUAGCUAAACAAAUUAAAAAAUCAAAUGAAAAUGUGCUUUAGUUAAUCAAUAUGUGGCAUGAACAUAGACAAUCAUUAUCAAUUAAUCCUAUCAUAACUACAGAAAUACAAAAAUAAUAAACUCAUUCAUCAGCUCAAGCACUUCAAGAUAAUUUAAUUAACUAAAUUAAUAGUAUUAAAAAUUUAUAAUUUCUAAAAGCUGCAAAUAACUUUAAAUAAAUUCCAAAAAAAAUUGAUAUUACCAAGGCAAACCUUUCCUAAAUUGAUCAUAACUAAAAGAUUCCGUUGAGUAAACCUAAUUCAGCAUUUGAAAAUUUUAUCAAACAAAACUUAAGUGAGUAAUUUAUUAUCCUAUUAGAUUCUUCUCAUAAAAUUCUUCAAGCUCAAAAAUAAAAUAAAAGAACAAAUUCUUAAAUUAAAUAAAGCGAUUUUAAAUUAAAACAAAAUAAGGAAUAUUUAACUGUUAUCGUUUUAUUAUAAAAUGUGUAAAAGACAGUUUAAUAGUUAUACAAGAAUCAAGACAUAGCGAAAGCCAAUGAAAUAGAUAAGUAUGAAAUAACUAAUUAAUUUAUAGAAAGAUUAAAUAAGUGAUAUUUCAAAUUGAUAAAGAUUUUAAAUGA